Schistosoma rodhaini is the source of this 1649-nucleotide messenger RNA. The record is from the annotation of a GenBank genome assembly. Lineage: Eukaryota; Metazoa; Platyhelminthes; Trematoda; Strigeidida; Schistosomatidae.
UGCUUUUUAUUUCUGUUCUUCUCUUCUUGAUCUUCUCAAUCUUCUGCUGUAAGAUAUUCUAUUCCUUACUUACCAUAUAUACUACUUAUGUCGAUAUAAGUAGCUCACACCACACUACUAUUUUUCAUCGUACCAAUAGUAGUAAUAAGAGUAGUUGUAGUAUGAGUAGUAUUAGGGUGAGUAGUAGUGGUUAUUUUAGUAGUAUUUAUCCUAUCAGAAUCACUCAUAAAUUUUAUGAACAAUUCUUUCUGAAAAUGCUUUUUCUACAUUAAUCAAUGACAUGGCUACAAUGAAGAUCAUGUGUUUCAUGUUUAUAGAUGUAAUUUAAUUCUUAUCAUCACAUUUGUUGUAACCAUUAAUUAAAGUAAAUCGAUUACAAGUAGAGCACUUUGAAUUUUUAGGUGUUAAGUAAUCAGUAACAAUCGAAAUAAUCCGCCUAUAAUCCGCCAUUAUUUCAUAAAACAAUGUAUUAAUCUAAAUAAAGAAAGAUUAUUUUCAAAUAAUUAAUUACUCAGAGAUACAUCGAUAUCGACUUAGACAUUGAGAAACGAAUGUACUCUUAGUUGUAAAAGACAUUCGACAAAGAUUCGUCCCAGUUGGGGUGCUAGUGAGAAUUAGGAGCAUUGGACAGUUGUUGUGUCCUAAUAAUGGACUCCCUAGCAUCGAUUUUCCACGUCUCUCCUAAACAUCGAACGAGAGAUAUUCAGGUCUCAUUACACAUGCUUAACAUUUAGACUGUUGAGUUGAUAUAUAAUGCAACGAUCAUUCAACAUCAUCGGGGAAGAAAGUCUCACUCUUAACAUGUCUGAAAUCCACGGGAAGCUGUGGAAUUCAUCUAAGUUGAUAGCGAGAGUACUAAUACUGAAAUGGUUUUGUGAACAUGAUUUCUAGACUAAAUCAUGUCAUUGAACCAAUGUGAAAACAUGCGAAAAGUUCUGUAUAUAUCUCACCAUCAUUACAACGGUCAGCUAAAUUUAUAUACUUAAACAAUAAAACGCACAAGCAAAAUUCAGGUGAAAAACGCGAUCCCCAGCAUAGAGAAACAUCUGAAGUGUGGUUAUGGAACUUCAAGAUGUAAACAUGCAUCUUCAUGUGUUUAGUGUAUAUAUCUGAGAUUGCACAAUAAUGGUCUAAUUAAAUCAAUCAGUAAUACGUCGUUUAAGGUUAGUCCCUUCAAAUAAGAUAAUUAUCAUUUUACUUCUUUUAUAUUGUUUUUCUCCUCAACACUGCACAUUGAAUAUUGAACGGAGGUCGUGGACACGUAUGUGCGUCAAGUUGGAUUCGAAACAUUUUAAAAUCUAAUUUUACUUAAUUCAUAGCGAUGUAUAUGAUCAUAUGAUGAAGGUCAUGAGAUUAUUAAGUAUAGUAUGAACAGUCGUAUUAAUAUGGAUUUCUGGAAAUGAGGUCACCAAUCAGAAAUACGUAAACAUCCAUAUGGAUCUAUAUCAUAAGAAAAAUCCAUGAUUUCUUGCACAACAGCAUUAAGAGCCAACGGAAAGCAAAAAAAAAGAUUUGAGCAACAAAAACAAGAAUACAACAUAAUUGUGAAGGGUAAACACAUCAGAACAAGAGUGAAAUUUGUCUGUCCAACUACUAUAACCCCCUCCAUUCCAUUUUUGACGAAAUACAAACACACUAACAAUUGUUAA